Myotis davidii is the source of this 1863-nucleotide messenger RNA. It is a transcript of the gene MTF2, whose product is annotated as metal response element binding transcription factor 2. Gene Ontology annotation, biological process: regulation of DNA-templated transcription; chromatin organization. Gene Ontology annotation, cellular component: nucleus. NCBI's taxonomy places the organism in Eukaryota, Metazoa, Chordata, Mammalia, Chiroptera, Vespertilionidae. The transcript is spliced from 14 exons. The record is from RefSeq and is a predicted model, not a curated record. Gene Ontology annotation, molecular function: chromatin binding; DNA binding. Bases 290 to 1765 code for a protein of 491 amino acids.
GGUAAUUCACUGGUCCACAAGCGGUCUCCUUUACGUCGAAACCAAAAGACCCCAACAUCCUUGACCAAGCUGUCUUUACAGGAUGGAUAUAAAGUCAAAAAGCCAGCAUGUAAAUUUGAAGAGGGUCAGGAUGUCCUAGCUAGAUGGUCAGAUGGCUUGUUUUAUCUUGGAACUAUCAAAAAGAUAAACAUAUUGAAACAGAGCUGCUUCAUCAUUUUUGAAGACAGUUCUAAAUCCUGGGUUCUCUGGAAGGACAUCCAAACAGGCAGGAGCCACUGGAAGUGGGGAAAUGGUCUGUACAAUAUGUCAGGAAGAGUAUUCAGAAGCUCCCAAUGAAAUGGUUAUAUGUGAUAAGUGUGGCCAAGGUUAUCAUCAGUUGUGUCACACACCUCACAUUGAUUCCAGUGUGAUUGAUUCAGAUGAAAAAUGGCUCUGUCGACAGUGUGUUUUUGCAACAACAACAAAGAGGGGUGGUGCGCUUAAGAAAGGACCAAAUGCCAAAGCAUUGCAAGUCAUGAAGCAGACAUUACCCUAUAGCGUGGCAGACCUUGAAUGGGAUGCAGGUCAUAAAACCAAUGUCCAGCAAUGUUACUGCUAUUGUGGAGGCCCUGGAGACUGGUAUUUAAAGAUGCUACAGUGCUGCAAAUGUAAGCAGUGGUUUCACGAGGCUUGUGUGCAAUGCCUUCAAAAGCCAAUGUUAUUUGGAGACAGGUUUUAUACAUUUAUUUGUUCUGUCUGCAGUUCUGGACCUGAAUACCUCAAACGUCUACCAUUACAGUGGGUAGAUAUAGCACACUUAUGCCUUUACAACCUAAGUGUUAUUCACAAGAAGAAAUACUUUGAUUCUGAACUUGAGCUUAUGACAUACAUUAAUGAAAACUGGGAUAGAUUGCACCCUGGAGAGCUGGCAGACACACCAAAAUCUGAAAGAUAUGAGCAUGUUCUGGAGGCAUUAAAUGAUUACAAGACCAUGUUUAUGUCUGGGAAAGAAAUAAAGAAGAAGAAGCAUUUGUUUGGGUUGCGAAUUCGUGUUCCUCCUGUGCCACCAAAUGUGGCUUUCAAAGCAGAGAAAGAACCUGAAGGAACAUCCCAUGAAUUUAAAAUUAAAGGCAGAAAGGCAUCCAAACCUAUGUCUGAUUCAAGGGAAGUAAGCAAUGGCAUAGAAAAAAAAGGAAAGAAAAAAUCUGUAGGUCGUCCACCUGGUCCAUAUACAAGAAAAAUGAUUCAGAAAACUGCUGAGCCGUCUUUGGAUAAGGAAUCAAUUUCAGAAAAUCCUACCUUGGAUUUACCUUGUUCUAUAGGGAGAACUGAGGGAUCUGCACAUUCAUCUAAUACCUCAGAUGUGGAAUUCACGGGUGCUUCCAGUGCAAAAGAAACUACCUCGUCUAGCAUUGCCAGGCAUUAUGGUUUAUCUGACUCCAGAAAAAGAACUCGUACAGGAAGAUCUUGGCCUGCUGCGAUCCCUCAUUUACGGAGGCGGAGGGGUCGUCUUCCAAGAAGAGCACUCCAGACUCAGAACUCAGAAAUUGUAAAAGACGAUGAAGGCAAAGAGGAUUACCAAUUUGAUGAACUCAACACAGAGAUUUUGAAUAACUUAGCAGAUCAGGAGUUACAACUCACUCAUCUAAAAAACUCCAUUACCAGUUAUUUUGGUGCUGCAGGUAGAAUAGCAUGUGGUGAAAAAUACCGAGUGUUGGCUCGUCGGGUGACACUUGAUGGAAAGGUGCAGUAUCUUGUGGAAUGGGAAGGAGCAACUGCAUCCUGACUGUAGGACUGAACAUUAUGUUCACUGCACUCUCAUUUUCUAUAGGUACAGUUCAAAGCCCUAAAGGAGUCUGGCUUUUACUAUCUUUCUUAAAAAAA